AUGGCUCGUCACGGGCUUCUUCAUUGCAACCGAACAUGCAGAUAAUGCUUUUACCCAAUGAGUCUUUACUAUGAGGAGGAGACUAACUACAAGCACAUUUGGAAAUGUACAUUUUGCUUCAGACAUAUACCAGUAAAUUACUCGACACCACUUUGCACACUUAAUCUAAGAAGAUUUGAUAUUGCUUUAGAGUGCUGGAUUAUGAAUGCUAAGUCCAUAAGUACUGCUAAGUUAAUGACAACAUCGUCGAGUGUAAUUGGACACUCUUCGCCAGAAUAUUUCAACGUAUUUAGAAAAGUUGCAAGUCACUAUGUAGACAGUAAAAUUUUGCCAUAUUUGAUAUUACCUGGACCCAUUGAAAUUGACGAGUCUAAAACUCAAAAUAAAAAAUAUAAGGUCGCUGGUGGAACUAUAGUUGUUCGUUGGGUGUUUGGAAUGUAUUGUCGAAGUACAAAGCUAGCUGUCAUAUAUUGCAUAAAGGAUAAGACUCAUGAAACCUUGGUUGAAUGCAUGAAAAAGCACAUACCCAAAGGUGGAAUAAUAUUUUCGGAUUCUCAUAUGUCUUAUUGCAAUCUUCCAGCAGCUAGAUCAAAACUAACUUAGUAUGGAUUUUAUCACUUUUGGACUAAUCACUCAUUCAGAAUGGUGCAUGAGAAAUUUCCUUUUAACAACUCUCUAUAUGUUGAAAGAAUGUGGCGUUCUUUAAAGAUGAAUUGCUAUCAAAUUAAAUCUUCUUUUAACUAUUCAAAAGUACAGUAGCAUGCAAACUCAUUUAUGCUUAAAAGAAAAUUGAUAAGAAAAAAACUGCUUUACGACUUCAUGCUAAAGGCAACUUACGAAUACUAUCGUGAUAAAUACAAUGAAUUUCUUUAAGAAUCAAAGUAUGAUGAGUCUCUAUGCCCAAGUAUAUAUAAAAUUGACGAAAUUAUGUUAAAUUUGCAGAGUUAAAAAAGAAAUACAUUCAAUCGAAAGACCAAUUAGGCUUCAAAAAUUAUAUGCAACUGGAAUUUUUUCAUUAAUAUCGAUAUGGAAGACCUGUAUCCAUGCAAAAACGACGAAUUUUUUGAUAAAAACUUUCUUAAGUAUUAUGAAAUAGGAAUGAGCUAAAAUAAACUAGAUAAGUGGGUGUAGCGAAAAUACCAAAAAGUAAGUUUUAGACCGAGGUUCAACUCCAGAGAGAACUGGGUGCCUGUCUGGCCAUAGUUUGACACUCUAGUAACACCUGAGGAGGAAGAAUAAAAAAAUGAGAUUGAAAAGGAUCAAACAUAUGAUGAUGUCGAUGUAUGCUCUUUAAGGAGGUCCAGAGGAGAGAGAGACUAUUACAGAGCUCUUAAACUACAGUGGUAUGAAGGCCAGCUAAAUAUGUACUUGUAUGAGCAUACAGAACAAAGCAUGGAUAUGUGGCAUAGAGAUCAAAUAAAAUAUAAUACAAAGAAGUUUAAUGCAGAUGUUGAUCUGCUUGAUUUAGAGCUCUCUGAAGAUUAGACGGAGGGAAACUAAUUAGAAUGA
Stylonychia lemnae is the source of this 1509-nucleotide messenger RNA. Lineage: Eukaryota; Ciliophora; Spirotrichea; Sporadotrichida; Oxytrichidae. The record is from the annotation of a GenBank genome assembly.